Messenger RNA from Stegodyphus dumicola, 1070 nucleotides. RefSeq lists its product as uncharacterized. The record is from RefSeq and is a predicted model, not a curated record. Lineage: Eukaryota; Metazoa; Arthropoda; Arachnida; Araneae; Eresidae.
CACUUCUAACGUUUGUGAUAUCUUGAUUCAAAGUGUUAUUAAAUAAUACAAUUUCUCUCAGUUUAAGUGAUGGCAGACGUUUUUAAUUCUUCUUGGGCACUAUUCUCUAAAAAUAUUUGGUCUUCGGAACCGGAGAUGAAUGACGAUUUUGUGAGUGACGACUUGACAGUAUUAAAAUUGUACAGGAAAGAAGCUUAUGCCAUAGCAGAAAAGUACGACAUUGAAAUAUGUGAUAUCAUGCAAGCGAUUGUUUGUAUGAAGCAAGCUAUAGCCCAGGGGCACAAAAACAAAUUUCGAAACUUUGCCGGGAUAGAUUUUAACAAACCAGUAAAUCGUUCUGCAUAUUUAAUACGAUAUGCAGCGUGUCACACCGGUUUAGUAAAACAAGCUAUGUGGAGAAUAUUUCAUCGGAAACCUUCGAUAUUUUUAGAUAUACUGCUGAGUAGAGUAUAUCUUAAUGUUGUUAGUCUAGGUGGUGGACCUGGAAGUGAUAUUAUCGGAUUCUGUAGCGCUUUGCAAGAGUUCAGCAACUGCAUCAACUUUCUUCAUUUGACGGUAGUAGAUAUUAAAGCUGGAUGGGUUGGUGUUUUACAAUCUAUCAUCGACAAAGUGAUAUGCUGUGAAUUUAAAAAUUUCAGUUUCAGCCAGAUGUUAAAAGAUGUCAGUGUUUGUACCCGAUAUGUGGUAGCCGAUCUCACCAAUGAAACGUUUUCAGAGAAUGAAGACUUAAUGGAUGCGUUAGGUGUUGCGGACGUUGUGUUAAUGGUAAAAUUGACGUCCUUUCUUCCUCCUGAAGAAAAACUUCAAUUAAUUCUGAACGUGAGUGAAGUCUUGCAUAAAGAGGCAAUGUUGAUUUUCAUUGAUUGUCCUUAUCCAAGUGAAUGUUUUGAACAAGCUAAAAGUAUCGUAAAUGUUUAUGAAGAACAAAUAAAAUAUGAUCUUGAUAAUUCUGCGUUAGGAGCACCGGUAGCUAUUGAAUCUUCCAAAGCAACUGUCGCGGUGUUCAAAAGGGUAUAAGAUCCAGAUCUGGCUUUCAUUUAAAUGUUAUUCAAUAAAAUCGGACCAAACUA